CGGGGCGGCGGCGGCGGGGGGGGGGCGGCCCGCAGCGCCUUGCGCAGCACCGCACCGCCCUUCCCCCGACCCGCUCCCCGGAGGAGGCGGCCGGACCAGGAUGCCCAACGGCAAGAUGAGUGUGACCUCGUGGUUCCUGGUGAGCAGCAGCGGGACCCGCCACCGGCUCCCCCGGGAGAUGAUCUUCGUGGGCCGAGAUGACUGUGAACUCAUGCUGCAGUCCCGCAGUGUGGACAAACAGCACGCGGUGAUCAACUAUGACCGGGACAAGGACGAGCACUGGGUGAAGGACCUCGGCAGUCUGAAUGGGACUUUUGUGAACGACGCCCGCAUCCCGGACCAGAAGUACGUCACACUGAGGCUCAACGACGUGAUUCGCUUCGGCUACGAUUCCAACAUGUAUGUGCUGGAGCACAUUCAGCACAAGGUCCCGGAGGAGGCUCUGAAGCACGAGAAGUACACCAGCCAGCUGCAGAUGAGCCUCAGGGGACCGGCCUGUGGGAAGACGGGAGAGACGUCCCGGGAGUCCGGCCCCCUCGCGGAUGCCUCGCAAGCCAGGCUGGAGAAGGGAGAGAGGAAGCUCACCGCAGAGACGGCACCGCCAUACCGCACCCCGCUUUAUGGCCAACCCUCCUGGUGGGGCGAGGAUGAGGCCAACAGCAAGCUGGACGGGCCGGAGGACCGGCGGCCCGAUGACCCCUACCCAGAGAGAAUCAAGGAGGUGCCGCCGGGCGACGAGAUCAACGGCAACGUGCCGGGCUACCGGGACGACCCGACCUCGGCCCUGUACGCGUUGCGCCGGGAGCCCAGCUACUUCGAGAUCCCCACGAAGGAGUCCCAGCAGCCGCCGGAGACGCGGGUCCACGAGAUCCCCACCAAGGACGUGGUGGCCCCCGCGGUGCAGAGCCACGCCUCCUUCACCAUCGAGUUCGACGACGGCAGCCCGGGGAAGGUGAAGAUCAAAGACCACGUGACCAAGUUCUCGCUGCGGCAGAGGCGGCCGCCGGGCCGGGAGCCCGCUUCCGCCCACGUGCACGCGGAGGUGGUCUCCGCCGAGAGCAAGGUGGCCGACUGGCUGGUGCAGAACGAUCCCAGCCUGCUGCGGAGGCCCGCUCCCGGGGAGGAUGGCUACAGCACCAAGAGCGACCUCCCCAUCCACGCCAAGACGCUUAAAGGCCAUCGGCACGAAGAUGGAACACAGAGCGACUCGGAGGACCCGGUGGCCCCGAAGGCGGAGAAAGAUCAGGCGGGGGCGGGCCGUGAGGCUGGGGCCCCGGGGGCGGCGGACCAGCAGGCCCGGCGGCAGCGGCAGAUCCGGCGGGACCCCCAGGAGCUGCUCCACAACCAACAGGCCUUCGUCAUCGAGUUCUUUGACGAUGACACGCCCCGCAAGAAGCGCUCGCAGUCCUUCACGCACAACGGCCCCUCCGGCCCAGGCGAUCCGGAGCCCAGGGCCAGGGCCGACCGCCGCCGGCCGCCGGCCCCGGCCGGCCACGCCUCCGCCCCGCAGCGGGCCACGUCCCUCAAGCGGGAGAAGACGGAGGAGCGGCCGAGCGGCGCCUGGUCCCGGCCGCCGGCCAAGCCCUACGGCAGCGUCGGCCGCCGGUCCCGGGCCGCCCAGGAGUUUGCCGCCGAGUACCUCCGGGAGGCCGCCCGGACCAAUCAACCGGCUGGGGAGAGGCCUUCCGCCCCCCGCGCCGGGGGAGCCUCCUUCCCCCCAGCCGAGCCCCUUCCCCCCGAGGCCCCGCCUCCCACGCCGGCCACCGCCGACCCCAAGCUGGCCAAGGCGCGCAAGCAGGACGAGGACGACAGCCUGAGUGACGCGGGGACCUACACCAUUGAGACGGAGACUCAGGACAAGGAGGUGGAAGAUGCGCGGAAGAUGAUCGACCAGGUGUUCGGGGUGUUCGAGUCUCCCGACUUCUCCAGGAUCACAGCCGCGGCCUUCCGGCCCAUCAUCCGCGGGGAGAGGGAGGGCGCGAGCUCGCCCGAGGUCGGCGGGUACCCUAAAACGGCGCCGAUGCGGGACUUGGGCGGCCGGGCUGGGGGCAGCCCCCCCGUGGCAGACCCUCAGCAGGCCCUACCAGCGUCCGGCUCUCCGGGUAGUCAGAAGUGGGUGUCCAGGUGGGCCAGCCUGGCGGACAGCUAUGCAGAACCGGGCCCGGCCGGCCUGCUCUAUGAAGUGCACCAUUCCAGUAGCGGGGCGGAACCAGGAAGCACCACGUGCCCCCCGCCCCCAGAGCCGGAGCCCGCCCUACCUUCGAGGAUCCGCCGCCUUCUCCCACAGCUUCCACCCGGCGACAGGCCAGAGGCCCCGGCCCCAGGCCCCCUCCUCGGCCAGGACCCGUCGGCCGAAGUUCCCGGAAGGAACGUGGGGAGGCCGCCCCGCUCGGACGUGACCGUCAGCCCGGGCGAGAGGCCGCUGGGCCAGGAGGACCUGGACCCCGACAGCCUCAGCGACGCCAGCCGCUCUGACGAUGGCUUCUCUGAGCAGAGCGGGCUUCACCAGGAGGCGGGCAGGACCCCCGAGCCAGACUGGGCGUGCCGGAGCUCCAGCCCGGCCCCUGCCGCCAGGACGCCGGGUGCCCCGGGGAAUCUGGGCCGGCCGGGCGGAGACCCAGCCCCGACGUCUCUGCACGGCGGCGGCGAGGGUGGGGCCGCGACGCUCCCCGUGAGACCCUCCCCGCUGGGGGCCGGGGACUUGGGGCCCCGGGUGUCCCCCUGCUCUCUCGGCAGCGUGAAUGGCGCCGGGAAGCCCCUGGCCCGGGGUGGAAACGGCCCCUGCUCCAGCUCGUCGGGGAAAAUGCUCGUUUCGCUCCAGGCCAACCCGGGCCCGGGCGCCCAGGGGCCCAGGGACACCGCUGUAGCCACCACCCACUUCGCCCGGCAGAACAGCUUCACCAAGGAGCCGCCGGGCAGCGGGGCCCCCCACGUGGCCAGCCACCCGCUCCUCCGAGACCUGGAGGCGUCUCGGGCCCACCGCCUGGACCUCGGGCAGGACACCCACCUCAUCCUGAAGGAGACCGAGACGGCCCUGGCGGCCCUCGAGGCCAAGAUCCUCUCCCAGACCCAGCCGGAGGUGGCGGGCGGGGUCCCGGCCCCCCUCGAGGACUCCCUGUCCGGCGACUCCGACGUGGACACGGGCAGCACCGUCAGCCUGCGGAGCGGCAAGGACGGCGCUGGGCCGGGGCCCCGCCCCCAGCCAGGGGCGAGCGGGCCUCCGCGGGAGAAGCCGCUGCCCGGGCCGGCGACCCGGGACCCGGGGCCCCGGCCCAGUGCCCGCGAGAGGCUCUCGGAGAAGCGCCGGACCCCGCCGGCCGAGACGGGGGUCUCGGGGGACGGAAUCCGGCGCUUCCCGCUGAGACGCAGCAACGGGCCGCGGGGGUCGCAGGAGCUGACGGACGAUGAGCGGGGCCCCGGCGCCCCCUUCCCACCCGGCCCAGAGCCCGCCGACCCCCGGGCGGCCCCCCGCAGGAGGCCCGGCCCCCAGCCUCCGGCCAGGGAGGAGCAGAGCCGCGUGUCCGCCAACGUCCAGAAGGUGCAGCAGGUCCUCACCCGAUCCAACAGCCUGUCGGCCCCCCGGCCCACGCGGGCGUCGAAGCUGCGGCGGGCACGGCUGGGUGACGCCUCGGACACCGAGGCCGGGGAGACCGAGCGGGCGGGGCCCGAGGCCAAGCAGGCCACCGAAGCCAAGAAGUUGUCCCGGCUGGACAUCCUCGCCCUGCCCAGGAAACGGGCCGGCUCGUUCACCGUGCCCAGCGACUCGGAGGCAACGCCGCCCCGGGCCGGCUUCUCCGGCCGCAGCGUGGAGUCGUACGGCUCCGGCCGCAAGCCCACCAUGGCGGAGGCCCGAGCCGCGGCCCGGAAGACGGCGGCGGCGGCGGCGGCGACGGCGGCCACGACCUCCCCGAGGCAGCCGUUCAGCCGGACCCGGCCGGGGAGCGCCAGAUACUCCUCUUCUUCUUCCUCUAACAACACCCGGCGGAGGCAGCAGGGCUCGGAUUACACAUCCACCUCCGAGGAGGAGUUCGGCUCCACCCACAGCUCCCCCAAACACAAACGCUCCCUCACCUCCACAGCCACCCAGACCCCCCGGCGGCACGGCCCGAGCCGGCCGAAACGGCCCGGGAGGGAGACGGAUGAGGACGAGGACGAGGACGAGGCGGAUCCUUUCGGGUUCAUCGUGCAGACGGCCGAGAUCGCCGAGAUCGCCAGGCUGAGCCAGACUUUGGUGAAGGAUGUGGUCACCCUGGCCCGAGAGAUCCACGAUGUCGCCGGCGAUGGGGAGUCCCACAGCUCGCCCGGGGCGGGACCCAACGCCUCUCUCGGCUCCGUCCCCAGCACGCCGGCAUCCACCAUCUCUGCCAGAGAAGAGCUGGUCCAGCACAUCCCAGAAGCAAGCCUCAACUUCCAGAAGGUGCCCCCGGGCUCACUGGGCCUCAAGGAUUUCAACCAGAAUGUCAACGACAGCCAAGACGACAACCUCACCCGGAGGACCAGAGCAAGAAACCGAGAGGAGGUCAUCUUUGAUAACCUGAUGCUGAACCCCGUGUCCCAGCUGUCUCACACCAUCCGGGAAAACACCGAAAACCUCGCGGAGAAGAUGAAGAUCCUCUUUCAGAACACGGAAAGGACCUGGGAGGAGCUGGAGGCCAAACUCAACCUGGAGAAUGAAGUGCCCAUCCUGAAGACGUCCAAUAAGGAAAUCAGCUCCAUCCUGAAGGAACUGAGGCGGGUACAGAAACAACUCGAAGUGAUCAACGCCAUCGUCGACCCCAGCGGCAACUUGGAGGUGGUCGCCAGCAACCGAGCGUCCGCCGGGCUGACCCCGCCGGGCGGGGCCAGGACUGCCUACGGCCCGGCCUCCCCGGGGGAGGGGCCUCCUCUCCCCACGCCCACCAGGAUCUCCGCCCAGAGGUCGGACUGCGCGGCCUCCGGCCUCCUCGACCCCAGCUUCGGCCCGGACGGAGGGAGAUGCGGGCUGUGACCAGCUGUGGCCGUCCGGGCAUCUCCCGUGGUGUGUUUGUGUCCCGGGGGCCGCGGGGGGCCGUGGGGGUAGGGCGCAGCCCCGCCCGCGGCGCGGAGAUCGGCGCCGGUGGCGGGCGGGGGUGAGGGGAGGCUCCGCCAGACCUUGGUCACAGGUGGACACCGGGGCCUCACGCCUGGCCCUGGCAGAGCAGGUGCUCUUAGAGGGAGGGAGGGAGGGAGAUGGACAGCGUCUCCAGACAGUCGGCCGGUCAGUGCUUUGGGGUGGGGGUGGAACGCUCACCUUUCUCCCCUCUGUACUCCCCAGCUUGGAGCAUGUACCCAAACUCUCGCGUGUACACAUACACAACGCACGUACGACACACGCACCUCUCAUCACAUACACCCACAAACACCCUGACACGGAGAUGCACGGAGACCGCCCCCCGCCACACGCGUCCAGAGACACGUAGCCACCCGGAGAGCCCCAACCCCCAGCCCCUUCCCUUGCCCCGACCCCGGGAAGCCUGUGUCCCCGGCGUUGCCCCUGAUUCCCGUUCCAGCUUCGAUGCCACAACAGGCCGGCCACUGAGAGGUGCUGGUGGACGGGGGCUCCUCUGAGUGGUCUUCCCACCCCUGCCCCUCUUCUCUUUCGGAAGCGGCGCCCUCUUCUUUCCCUUGCCGGUGCUUGUGCCAAACUGCCCCGGGUUGCCCCCCCCCCACCUUCCCGGGGCUUUUAAGAAGGGAGAGAGUAGUUGAGGUGGCACUGGUUGGUGCUGAAUGGUCCUGGACAGCCUCCGGAGCUCAAAUUCAUUCACUCGUUCAAUAGUAUUUAUUGAGCGCUUACUAUGUGCAGAGCACUGUACUGAGCGCUUGGAAUGGACAAUUCGGCGAAGGUAGAGACGAUCCCUGCCCAGUGACGGGCUCGCAGUCUAAUGUCCAGGCGUGGGGAGCCCCCCCAAAUGGUACAGGAGCAAGCCCCUGCCCACCGAAGCAGCAUCUCCUGCUCCGCUGGGACCAGGCUGGAACCCCAGGGGACUGAAUCCUCACCCCACUCCCUGGGCAGCUGAGGGUCCUGGCCAAGUAAGGAGAGGGGUUGGGGAGGUCGGUCAGGGCUGAGAUUGGAACGGGGGAGGUGGUCCCGAGCCCUGGCACCGGCCUCCGGGCGCCCAACGUCAGGAAUACGGGUGUGGGAUUUCCGGGGAAGGCAUCUCUUUCCUCUCCUUUCACUGCGUACGCUCCGAGCCCUGUGUGGGCUUGAGUCCAGCCCUACAGUGCCGGGUCAUCUCCCCGCGCCGGCUCCCGAGGACCCCGGGGCCAGCCCGGCAUGGAGACGGAGUGAGUGUCCACCCGCAGGCCGGGCCUGCCAACCUGAGCCCCAUCUCUGAGGGACCCGCGGGGCUGGCCUGGCUAGGGAAGAGCCGGGCCCAGCCCUCUCUCUGAAUGACACCCUUAUCCUUGAGCCUGGCUUCUCCCAGGGUGGCGGUGGGGGGCAGUCCGUUACUGCCAUGGCCCCAACAGGAAACAGCGCUGUUGUUUAUUGAGGGUGGAUUUUGGGCUUGCCCCUCCCUGUGCAGGGGUAGACUCUUCUCCUCACCGCCCCGGGUUCCGCCCGAGACGUGGUGAGCCCACCCGUAGCCUCCCGGUCUCGGCGGCCUUCGCCCCCUCCACAGAGCUGCCCGCUGGCCUCGCCAACCCUGACGGCUGCCCCGGGUGUGAAUUAUCCUGCCCUGGGAGCAGACACUCUGGCGGUCCUAAGCCUCUCUCGGGACCUCAGUUUUCCCUGCAAAAUAAGUAACGAUCGUCAGUGUCUGAGUGACCGCUGUGUACAGAGCACUGUUUUCUCUGUCUUUUGCCUGCAGAACACCGUGUUUGGUGUCUUUUAGGCGAAGAGCGCUGAGCUGGGCAUCUUCCGGGAGCAGUGUGCUGUCCCGAGCACCCGAUUCAGCACAGACUGCUUGCGCUUAGUCCAGUGCUCUGCACAUAGUAAGCGCUCAAUAAAUACGAGUGAAGGAAUGAACGUGCAGAGCACUGAACUCGGUGCCUACCGUGUAGAGGGGGCGUACAUGCAGGUUGCUGUGCUCGGAUGCUGCAGUGACCACUUGGAAGUAAAAGUCACGGUUUCUGCAUUAGGAGCUAAUGGUCUCUCUGGCUCAUCCCUGCCUUCUGGGGCUGGUGGGGGUGGGAGGAGCUGGAUGGAGACAGGCGCCCUUCCCUGAACCGACAGCUGCCCACCACAUGCCAAAACCCCACAUCAUUUGCCCCCCUAAAUGUCCCGUGGGGCUAUAGGCCAGGGCCCAGUUUUCCCAUGGUCUGGUUGAAAUACGUUCUGGUCUCUUGUCCCAUCUUGGACGGGCCAGUGGGGGAGAGGAGGGAUUCUUCCUACUAAGGCUGGCACCAGCCUGGGAGGUGAGUUUGGGGGCCUGACUCCAAAAAUCCUCCCUGCUCUCCCGCUGACAUGGCCAUUCCCCACAGACCCAACGCCAAAGAGCAAAUUGUGAGAGUCCGCCCACCCCACCUCUCCUGGUACCCCCGUCCCCUCCCCCAAUGCCGAAAACGUGCCUGGGUGACCCCCCCAAGGGUGUCCCGAGAGAUGUGUGCGUGGGGCCGUGGGUGGCGGCGUGGAAAGUGUGUGUAAGUGUGUGUCUCUGUGCCUCAGUGGUGCCCUGAGCGAGGAGCCUCCAAGCAGUCGACCUCCGGCCCAACUCGCACACCCGGACCCGUCCCGGGACCCCCGUUUUGGGGUGGGCUGGGACCCUGGCGCUGGAGUCGAAUCGUAUGUCCCUCCCUGUGGCUGGGGCGGUCCCAGAGGGCACCCUAGGGGGGGCAGCACCCACCAGUGGAAGGAGAAGGAAGAAGCAACUUGGGACCCACCAAUGGGGGAGCCCCGGCCGGGGGCUUCGUUCCGCCCCUCUCGCCCACGGCUCGUGCGCUACCGCCGAGUGACCCCCAACCCCUCGCGGUCAUCUUUGCAAUAAACCAGUGAGGGAGCCGGUCGACCCUCACCGGCCCCUCUCCCCACCCCCAGCCCCGGCAGCCUUGGUGCGUCCCCUCCCCACCGUCCGCGCGGGCCCACCUCCGUGGCCGCUUGGCUGCGGACUGUGCCGGUCCGCCCCCUCUGACCCCAGACUCCCCCUCCCCCGGGGUCCCCGUCUGCAUGUGCCGCCGCUGAAUGCCCAGUCAGCUGGACCUGUUUGUGGAACUUGGGCCUGAUUUCUGACCUCUUGACCACCCCCCACCCCCAACACCUCCCACCAUCCCCCGCCAAAUGGGUGAAGAUAAUUGGGUGUUUCACGAAUCUUGCUUUCUCCACCCGGUUCGCUGAGUCUCCUCUUCCCCCCUCCCUAGUCACGAAUGGUGAUUGCUUCUGUUUGGAUCCUAGGCUGUAUCUGUAUGUACAUUUCGUUCCCAGCUGGUAUUGUGGAUGUCUUUCAGAAAUCGUUAUUUUAUAUAAUUUUAUCAUGAGGUUUGUCCAAUAAAUCAUUCUUUUAUCACACCCA
Messenger RNA from Ornithorhynchus anatinus (platypus), 8465 nucleotides. RefSeq names its product centrosomal protein 170B (gene CEP170B). NCBI's taxonomy places the organism in Eukaryota, Metazoa, Chordata, Mammalia, Monotremata, Ornithorhynchidae. The coding region runs from base 101 to 4987 and encodes 1628 amino acids. Gene Ontology annotation, molecular function: protein binding. The record is from RefSeq and is a predicted model, not a curated record. The transcript is spliced from 19 exons.